CCACACCCCUCCCAACACUCCCCCCCAAACGAGCAUUCAAGAUGUCGUUCGCGUGGAAAGCCGCUGGCAUUACCUACAACCGCUACCUGGCCGUCGCGGGCCGCGUCGUGCGCCGAAGCCUGAAGGACGAUAAGAGACUUGUAGCUGAGCGUCGGGGAGAGAUGGAGCUGCGGUUCUCCAAGUGGGAGAACGGCAAGCAGGGCGAUGCCAAGAACCUGGCGCAGGCGAACGCUUCUGCUAUGGCUGAGUCGGCUGGAUCAUCCUCGUAAUACAUAUCACAACGAAGGCGGACUUCUGGGUGGGAAAACCAGGCUGUUGAUGGAGUGCGACAUGAAGUAAGGUGGAGCAGAGGUCUCUCAGCAACGGUCGGAAUAGAAUGCCCGAGGAUGGUGAACAAGAAUCAUUAGAGAAGACAAGCCAAUCGACAACACCAAAGGUCGA
Cryphonectria parasitica EP155 is the source of this 441-nucleotide messenger RNA. RefSeq lists its product as uncharacterized. The record is from RefSeq and is a predicted model, not a curated record. Gene Ontology annotation, molecular function: proton-transporting ATP synthase activity, rotational mechanism. Gene Ontology annotation, biological process: proton motive force-driven mitochondrial ATP synthesis. Gene Ontology annotation, cellular component: mitochondrial inner membrane. The transcript is spliced from 3 exons. Lineage: Eukaryota; Fungi; Ascomycota; Sordariomycetes; Diaporthales; Cryphonectriaceae. Bases 42 to 269 code for a protein of 75 amino acids.